Rhinolophus ferrumequinum (greater horseshoe bat) is the source of this 2254-nucleotide messenger RNA. It is a transcript of the gene RRN3, whose product is annotated as RRN3 homolog, RNA polymerase I transcription factor. Gene Ontology annotation, molecular function: RNA polymerase I general transcription initiation factor activity; RNA polymerase I core binding. Gene Ontology annotation, biological process: transcription initiation at RNA polymerase I promoter. The record is from RefSeq and is a predicted model, not a curated record. Gene Ontology annotation, cellular component: nucleus. The transcript has 18 exons. Lineage: Eukaryota; Metazoa; Chordata; Mammalia; Chiroptera; Rhinolophidae. Bases 72 to 2024 code for a protein of 650 amino acids.
GGGACAGAGGCGGUACUAGGACGAGAACGACUUCCGGUCGCGAGGUGAGGUUGUCGCACUUAUCAGGCCCAAUGGCGGCCCCAGUACUUCACACGCGGUUGCCCGGGGAUGCGGCCGCUUCGGCCUCUGCGGUCAAGACGUUGGGGUCAUCGAGAACUGGGAUUUCAGAUAUGCUUACAUUAGAGAGUGAUUUCUUCAACUCUCCCCCAAGAAAAACUGUUCGGUUUGGUGGAACUGUAACAGAAGUCUUGCUGAAGUACAAAAAGGGUGAAACAAAUGACUAUGAGUUAUUGAAGAACCAGUUGUCAGAUCCAGACAUAAAGGAUGACCAGAUCAUUAAUUGGUUGUUAGAAUUUCGUUCCUCCAUCAUGUACUUGACCAAAGAUUUUGAGCAGCUCAUCAGUAUUCUAUUGAGAUUACAGUGGUUGAAUAGAAGUCAGACAGUGGUGGAGGAAUAUUUGGCUUUUCUUGGUAAUCUUGUGUCAGCACAGACUGUCUUCCUCAGACCCUGUCUCAGCAUGAUUGCGUCUCAUUUUGUUCCUCCCCGAGUGGUCACUAAGGAAGGUGACAUAGAUGUUUCAGAUUCUGAUGACGAAGAUGAUAAUCUUCCUGCAAAUUUUGACACGUGUCAUAGGGCAUUGCAAAUAAUAGCAAGAUAUGUCCCAUCGACACCGUGGUUUCUUAUGCCAAUACUGGUGGAAAAAUUUCCAUUCGUUCGAAAAUCAGAGAGAACAUUGGAAUGUUACGUUCAUAACUUACUAAGGAUUAGUGUGUAUUUCCCAACCUUGAGGCAUGAAAUUCUGGAGCUUGUUAUUGAAAAGCUACUCAAGUUGGAUGUGAGUGCAUCCCGGCAGGAUAUUGAAGAUGCUGAAGAAAUAGCUCAAACCAGUAGUGGAACAGAUGCCACAGAAGGAUUGUUUAACAUGGAUGAAGACGAAGAAACUGAACACGAAACAAAGGCUGAUCCCCAAAGGCUAGAUCGGAUGGUACAUCCAGUCGCUGAGCGCCUGGACAUCCUGCUAUCUUUACUUUUGUCCUACAUUAAAGAUGUCUGCUCUGUAGAUGGUAAGAUUGACAUCAACAAAACAAAGGAUUUGUAUCGUGAUCUCAUAACCAUCUUUGACAAGCUCCUGCUGCCCACCCAUGCCUCCUGCCAUGUACAGUUUUUCAUGUUUUACCUCUGUAGCUUUAAAUUGGGAUUCGCAGAAGCAUUUUUGGAACAUCUCUGGAAAAAAUUGCAGGAUCCGAAUAAUCCUGCUGUCAUUCGGCAAGCUGCUGGAAAUUACAUUGGAAGCCUUUUAGCAAGAGCUAAAUUUAUUCCUCUUAUUACUGUAAAGUCAUGCCUAGAUCUUUUGGUUAACUGGCUGCACAUAUAUCUGAAUAACCAGGAUUCGGGAACAAAGGCAUUUUGUGAUGUUGCUCUCCACGGACCGUUUUACUCAGCCUGCCAAGCUGUGUUCUACACUUUUGUUUUUAGACACAAGCAGCUUUUAAGUGGAAACCUGAAGAAAGGUUUGAUGUACCUUCAAAGUCUAAAUUUUGAACGUAUAGUGAUGAGUCAACUAAAUCCUCUGAAGAUUUGCCUGCCCUCGGUAGUUAACUUUUUUGCCGCAAUUACAAGUAAAUACCAGCUGGUGUUCUGUUACACCAUCAUUGAGAGGAACAAUCGCCAGAUGCUACCAGUUAUUAGGAAUACAGCUGGAGGGGACUCGGUGCAAACCUGCACAAACCCACUUGACACCUUCUUCCCCUUUGAUCCUUGUGUGCUGAAGAGGUCAAAGAAAUUCAUUGACCCUAUUUAUCAGAUAUGGGAAGACAUGAGUGCAGAAGAGCUUCAGGAGUUUAAGAAACCUGUUAAAAAGGAGGUGCUAGAAGAUGAAGAUGAUGACUUUUUGAAAGGCGAAGUUGGAAUUACACCGAGCUCCUUUGACACACAUUUCCGAAGUCCUUCAAGUAGUGUGGGCUCCCCACCCGUGUUAUACUUGCCAGACCAGUCCCCUCUGAUUGCGAGGAGUUGUGAUUGAGACCAUCCUCCUGCCCAUCGUUCCUUCAGUACCUGGGCUCAUAGUAUCUGAGUGUCACAUCACUCUAGAGCGAGUACCCACCUCCACAGCUUCCUUUCAAUUUAGACUCACUCUAGUGUGUGAACAGAUGGGGUUUUUUUUCUUUUUGCUCCUGUACAGACAAAAGGAAAAGAUUGAGUAUCAUGUGCAAUAUUUUACAAUGGAGUUGAUGAUAAAUGUUGAAGGCUUGG